UGGAAGUCGCCACCAAGGCCAAUCCCUGGGACGGGAAGACACUGAAACCUGAGAGUGUGCGAUCACAGCUGAACACGUCCCUGGAGAGGCUGAAGCGGACGAGCGUGGAGCUCUUCUACCUCCAUGCCCCUGACCAUGGGACCCCGGUGGAGGAGACGCUGCGUGCCUGCAACGAGCUGCACAAAGAAGGAAAAUUUAAAGAACUUGGUCUAUCAAACUACGCAGCAUGGGAGGUUGCUGAAAUCUGCACCAUCUGCAAAUACAACAACUGGGUGAUGCCAACUGUGUACCAGGGCAUGUACAACGCGACCACCCGCCAGGUGGAAGCUGAGCUGUUCCCUUGCCUGAGAUACUACGGCCUGCGGUUCUAUGCCUACAAUCCCCUUGCAGGAGGGCUGUUGACUGGCAAGUACAAAUACGAGGACAAAGACACGCGCCAGCCUACUGGAAGGUUUUUUGGGAAUGACUGGGCUCAGGCCUACAGAGACAGAUACUGGAAAAAACACAAUUUCGAAGGAAUUGCCCUAGUAGAAAAAGCUCUGAAAGAUGCUUAUGGCUCCAACGCGCCGAGCCCCACCUCUGCAGCGUUGCGUUGGUUGUACAAUCACUCCAAACUGCAGGGUUCUCUUGGCGAUGCAGUGAUCGUUGGGAUGUCCAACCUGGAGCAGCUAGAGCAGAACCUUAACUACAGCGAAGAGGGUCCCCUGCUCCCAGCCGUCGUGGAGGCGUUUGAUAAAGCCUGGAACUUGACGGCACACGACUGCCCCAACUAUUUCCGCUAGAGACCAGGGUGGGGAGAAGCAAGUG
This is a messenger RNA of Apaloderma vittatum (bar-tailed trogon), 807 nucleotides long. RefSeq names its product aflatoxin B1 aldehyde reductase member 2-like. The record is from RefSeq and is a predicted model, not a curated record. The transcript has 6 exons. The annotation marks the transcript as partial. Lineage: Eukaryota; Metazoa; Chordata; Aves; Trogoniformes; Trogonidae.